This is a messenger RNA of Panthera uncia (snow leopard), 1191 nucleotides long. Its product is annotated as COUP transcription factor 2-like. The record is from RefSeq and is a predicted model, not a curated record. NCBI's taxonomy places the organism in Eukaryota, Metazoa, Chordata, Mammalia, Carnivora, Felidae. The coding region runs from base 1 to 1191 and encodes 396 amino acids. Gene Ontology annotation, molecular function: retinoic acid binding; zinc ion binding; nuclear receptor activity. Gene Ontology annotation, biological process: negative regulation of transcription by RNA polymerase II; cell differentiation; anatomical structure development. The transcript has 2 exons.
AUGUCUGGCUUUCAGGACAGCCUAGUCUUACAGGUACCACCUCUGCCAAACCCACUGCCCUGGGCCGUGUAUAUGCCGCAGAUGCCCGGACAAGGGAGCCCAGCCAGCAUGCUGACCGAAAUGGCGGCUGACGACCAGGGUGGCUUUGACGGCUACGGCGGUAACCAGCAGCAGCCCCAACAGCAAAUCCAGUGCAUGGUGUGCGGGGACAAGGCAAGCGGCAAGCACUACGGCCAGUUCACAUGCGAGGGCUGCAAGAGCUUCUUCAAGCGCAGCGUGAAGAAGAACCUGAGCUUCAGAUGCCAAGCCAACCAAGACUGUCGCGUCGAUCAGCACCGUCGCAACCGGUGCCAGUACUGCCGCUUCAGAAAGUGCCUCGACGUCGGUAUGAAACCAGAAGCAGUGCAAAGCAACAGGAGACCGCCCACCCAGCCAGCCCACGGGCCAUCUGCGCUGACCACCCGGCAACCCUCCGACUGCUAUCCGAACCUGUCUGGGUAUGUUUCUCUGCUCCUCAGCGCGGAGCCCAACCCCUUGCCUUGGUCAAGCUGCCAGUUCAUACCGCCCAACACCAUCCUCAGCCUCGAGGACAUUUGCGAACAGGCUGCGCGGAUGCUCUUCGGCGCCGUGGAAUGGGCCCGGAACAUACCCUUCUUCCCGGCCCUGCCGCUCAGCGACCAGGUGGCCAUGCUUCGCCUUACCUGGUGCGAGCUGUUCACGCUGAACUGGGCGCGGUGCUCCAUGCCACUCCAUGUGGUCUCGUUCCUGGCCUCGACCUGCUUACACAACACGCCCAUGUCUUCGGACCAAGUUGCCGUCUUUAUGGACAACGUCCGGAUCUUCCAAGAGCAAACCGAGAAGCUCAAAGCUCUGCAAGUCGACCCCACCGAGUACAGCUGCCUCAAGGCCAUCGUCCUGUUCACUUCAGAUGCCAGCGGUCUCUCCGAUGCGGCGCAAGUGGAAAGCUUGCAGGAGAAGUCCCAGUGCGCCCUGGAGCAAUACGUUAGGAACCAGUACAGGGACCAACCAACGCGAUUCGGAAAGCUUUUGCUUCGCCUCCCUUCCUUCCGCACCGUGUCCUCCGCAGUCAUAGAGCAGUUAUUUUUCAUCCACCUGGUAGGUAAAACCCCCAUCAAAACCCUCAUCCGGGGUAUGUUACUGUCAGGUAACAGUUACAGCAGUAAUAACUAG